AUGACGCAGCGAAACCAACUUGCGCCCUUCAGCGCGGCUGAGUAUCAAGACAAGGCACCCGAUGGCUACCCUGUCAGCUGCCCGACUCUAGAUCUCACAGCAACCUGGGACCCAGUAGACAAGAAUAUACUUGUGUAUAGACCUCCUGGUCAAGUCGUUUCCAAAAUUCACCAAGUUGGUGCGCCUGGCCAAAAAGCACCAGACGCGCAGGCAGUUACUUGGAGGUCUGAUGGCCAAUUCCUUGCAGUCGGGUGGAGUGACGGCUUUGUGCGAUUAAUGGGGCUCGAGAACAACAAGGCAGCUCAUCAUAUCAAAGUUGGCGAAUCUCCAGGGAGCAAGAUCACGCACAUUGGAUGGGCGAGUAGCAGUAUUGCUGGGAAGAGCUCCAGCGCCGUAUCUCAAGCUCUGAAGGAUGGCCUCGGUGAAGAUUCAAUGCGCAAUGGAGAUGGGCUUCCGCUGGAUCUUCCUCGUGAACUGACUUUCCUCGAGGUUGACACAGCAUUACCCAAGAUCAGCCCUCUUCCCAGCAGUAGUGCCGGCUCAGGAGAAGAUGCUUUGGUUUUCACGCUGAGAACUGGUAUAGACUUCCUCUUCCAGCCCCCAAAGCCAGAGGAGUAUGACCAAGUCAGCGUUAUGAUCAUCGGGACCAGCGAUGGUCAACUCCAGCUGAGCAUAUACGAUUCGUUCAUCAUUGGCAGCUUUCAAUGCCCUCAGAUCAACCCAUCAAGCUCGCAGCUAAUUCUUCAUGCAUCACACCCAGAUAUAUCAACCCAGGCUUUACUGGUUGCAGACAAAACAGAAGAGCCAGAAGAAGUGCACCUGGUGCCUAUCGACCUUCCCUUCAUCUCAUCCCACCCUAUCAACCUUUCUCUGCUCGCCUCCAAGCUAACCACUCUUCAAAAGCUAUUGAGAUAUCUGAAGCAAGCACAACUUCAUAUGCAGGUCGAAUGGCGAAACACGCGCGAGCUUCCCACAAGAUUUCUGCGAAGUAUUGAAGGCGAUCUCGAAAAUCUCGAGACUGGGCCACGAAGUAUUGUCCCUGCUCUAUACCAUUUGGCCGUGACAGGUCACGCCUUCGAGCCUGUACGCGAGUGGUUGGUAGAAAGUCUGGCAGAACGAGGCCAUAAACGAUGGGAUAAAGCAGUAGUCUCCGGCUUGGAGGGCCUCAGAAAUUUAGUCCACGAGAACUUCCUCCCAGCUCUUGAUCGCUGUGCAAUCAUCCUAAGCAGGCUGCGAGGCUUGGCUCAAUUUCAUGACACCCGAGAUGACAUCGGAUUCACUCUCCAGCAAACUAGUCGCUUGAUGGACAUUGUCCAAUGUCUCCAACUCAUCGGUCACAAGGUUCUGAUCAACGUGAUGGACGAACUUGAUAGCUUCACCGCGUUCUCAGCAUGGCUUCGCUUCCAGAUCGACUGGCUUGCCUCUUCUAGCUCCGCGAGCGAGGAACUCACGGAAAAGGAGGCAACCAUGGACAUUGCGAAGGUUCUGAGUUACAUUGAGAAUUAUCUCAUCGAUAGCCCGCUUAGGCUAUUCUUUGACGAAAUGACCAGAGAAGACUAUGAAGCAGACUGGGCACAUAUAGAAGGUGGCCCAACUCUGCUUCAUGUCCUUGAUCAGGCGUUAGGAAAGUGGGAGAACGGCCAGCCCAGCAUGAAAGCUCUUCCCCGUGUCGAAUUUCUUGUAUCAUAUGCCACGGCCUGGGCGAAUCGCACAUUCAAGGGCAUUGCAGAGGCAAAGAAGCGUAGCGUUCGACUUGGAAACCCAAUUAGACUCUCAGCUGGUCGUGUGGUGUCACAUAGAGAUAUGAGGAUGAGCAAAUCAAAGAACAAGGUGCUUGAAAUUCUUUGUGUGACUCAUCUAUGUACUGACUUCGAAUCAGGAAACAAAUGUGGUUACUGCCUUGGCAUCUAA
Fusarium musae is the source of this 1911-nucleotide messenger RNA. RefSeq lists its product as uncharacterized. Gene Ontology annotation, molecular function: protein binding. Gene Ontology annotation, biological process: anaphase-promoting complex-dependent catabolic process; protein K11-linked ubiquitination; positive regulation of mitotic metaphase/anaphase transition. The record is from RefSeq and is a predicted model, not a curated record. Lineage: Eukaryota; Fungi; Ascomycota; Sordariomycetes; Hypocreales; Nectriaceae. The transcript is spliced from 4 exons. Gene Ontology annotation, cellular component: nuclear periphery; anaphase-promoting complex. Bases 1 to 1911 code for a protein of 636 amino acids.